Salmo salar (Atlantic salmon) is the source of this 1314-nucleotide messenger RNA. RefSeq names its product regulator of G-protein signaling 5. Lineage: Eukaryota; Metazoa; Chordata; Actinopteri; Salmoniformes; Salmonidae. The record is from RefSeq and is a predicted model, not a curated record.
UCUCUUCACACACAGCCAGUAGACCACACUGAGAACUAGUUUCACUGCAGUGUUAGAGCCAUCGUAGACUAAAAGCUCCGGAACACUACAGAAAUACAGCACAGUAGCACAAAGGAUCACAUCUCAUCAUCUCCCACCAUGUGCCGAGAACUGGAAUCACUGCCUAUCACAUGUCUGGAGAGGGCAAAGGAACUCAAAGCUCUCUUUAGAAGCUUUCUACAGAAGCCAGAUCUGAGCAUCAUCAGUCACUCACACAAGACUGACAAAAUAAGGUUAAAUAUGGACGAGCCCUUAAAAUGGAGGCAGUCAUUUGAGAACCUGCUGUCCAACCAACAUGGACUGUGCUUGUUCAGAGCUUUCCUGGUGUCAGAGUUUAGUGAGGAGAACAUAGCUUUCUACCUGGCCUGUGAAGACUACAGGAUAACCAAGACCUCCUCAAAGCUAUCCGUUAAGGCUAAGAAGAUCUAUGAGGAGUUUGUCUGCAGUGACGCACCAAGAGAGGUCAACCUAGACCAUGAGACCAAAGCCAUCACCAAGAAGAACCUGGAGCGCCCCAGCCAGUCCUGUUUCAGCCUGGCCCAGGAGAAGAUCUACACCCUAAUGGAGAAAGACUGCUACCCUCGCUUCCUCAAGUCCAUCACCUACCUGGAGAUCAGUCGGCAGGUCAAAGCCGGUUAAGACCAGUUAAGGCUGAUUAAGACUGGUUAAUGCUGGUUGAUGCUGGUUAUGGUUGGUUAAGGCCCACUGCAAGUGGCGAAUGGGACACAUAGAAGAAGUCUAUAGGAAACAAGCUAAAAAGCACACACUGGAAACCAGGUAGCCUCACUAGGUUCCUCCUCAGUACUGGUUGGUCAGAAGUAUGGAGGGGCAACUGAAGAUGAAUACUGGACUGGAAGUCAGUCAGAAUCAAGACUGGAAAUCUUGUCCUGUGGCCUGGGAAAUAGCCUCGCUCAAUGUGAAGAUUGAGGCAUUGAGGUUUGCAAAAGGUGAACCUGUGUCUUGAAGUCAAGGACAAGAUGAUAAGAGGAUAAGAGGUUCCUGUUCACGGCAUUUGAGUAGAAAGAAUAAUGAGAUGGAAAAGGACUGCUUUGCACAAUCACUGAUGGAGAAGCUGUUAUCGUCUUGUAUUAUCCAAUACUUUAAUUUGUCUAUUUAUUUCUGUAUUUAUUAGCAUUUAUUUAUUCGUUUCUACUGUGCAACUGUUCCACUUAGAUUGUAAUAUUUAUGUAUAUAUAUUUAUGUAUUUUUUUCUUCACAGAAUUCCUUAUGUGACAAGAAAUUAUUUGAAAUAAAAUGUAACUAUAUGAAACAUAA